CCAGUUGCGCGUGGUUAGACCAUGUAUGAUUGGAUUGCGAACUCCUCAGGGAUUUCUGAGAAUAAUAUAACAAAUACAAGUUGUAAAAAUUUAAGUAGAUUUUGGAAGUAACAAUCUGUUUGCAAUCUGUUAAAUACAGUACCAAUAAAAUUUGUAAAUAUGGGACCGCCAACUAAACCUUUAUCUAAAAGCUGGAACACAUACAAUCGAGAAUUUAAAGAAAAACGAAAGCAACGAUGGGAAGAGAAGUUAGUAAAAAAAUUCAAACAAAGGAAUGUGGACAGAAGUGUGGAAGAAUGUGGAGUAAUUAAUCAAACCCUGAGGAUGGGUAAAAGUCCUGUCUCAACUAUUAGUAUCGCAGUGCCAGGUUCAAUCAUUGAUAAUGCUCAGUCCCCUGAACUCCGUACGUACCUUGCCGGACAAAUUGCACGAGCUGCUUGUAUAUACAAAGUUGAUGAGAUUAUCGUUUUUAAUGACAAGGGUGACGUGCCGGUUAAUGAAGACAAUAUAACAAGGAAGGAUAAUACUCUCGGCGAAGAAGGAAUUGCUUGUUUGCAAUUAGCGAGGAUACUGCAGUAUCUAGAGUGUCCUCAGUAUUUAAGAAAAUACUUUUUUCCAUUGCAUAAGGAUCUUCAGUAUGCUGGAGUACUUAACCCGCUGGAUGCACCGCAUCACUUAAGGCAGCAGGACGUGUCUCUCUUUCGCGAAGGAGUUGUUACGAAUAAGCCCAUUAAAUCUGGAAAAGGCUCUCAGAUUAAUGUUGGGCUCUUCAACCACGUCCAUGUCGACAAAGUCCUAACGCCCGGAUUAAGAGUAACAGUAAAAAUUUCCUUGGAGCAAGAAAAUACCAAAAAGCUUAGCGGCAUAGUGGUAUCACCAAAUAUGCCCAGAUCAGAAACAGGUGUUUACUGGGGAUAUGCAGUUCGUUUGGCAAGAAAUAUCACUGAAAUUUUUACUAAAUGUCCUUACGUAGGAGGAUAUGAUUUAUCUAUAGGUACCUCGGAUAAGGGGUCGUCCAUCGAUGAUAUAUUUCCUAGUAAGUUGAACUACAAUCAUGCUUUGAUUGUCUUUGGAGGUUUAUCGGGAUUAGAAGCAGCUAUCGAGCAGGAUCCUAACUUAAAUAUCAAUGACCCAACUUUAUUGUUCAACGAAUAUUUAAAUACCUGCCCUGGACAAGGAUCCAAAACCAUCAGAACCGAAGAGGCGAUUCUAGUGUCACUAGCAGAACUAAGAAAGAAAUUGGCUCCAAAAUAUUGUCCAUUAAAGAAUCUACAGUUCAGGAAAACUAGUUCCAGUUUUCAUAAUUAGUACGUUCGACUACUUAUUGGUGCCUGGAAAAAACUUUAGUUUCACAAUUUAUCCAUGAAACAGGAUACACGGUUUUGUCAACUUAUUGUUUUAUAAAAUUCCACUUUUACAGGGGAUCCAUUUUAACGUAAUUAUAUUGAUUUUGUUGUUGAUAAUAUCGUUCAAUUUGCGUAUACUGUAUCUAGUUUAGUGAAUUGUAAACAAUGAUGCAUCUGAAUGCAACUGAAUCUGAAUUAUUAUAUUUUUAUUCUUUAAAAUUCUUAAUUUGUGAAAAGAGUAAUUUUCCACUAAGAAUUCUUGCGAAAUAUAGUUAUCUAAAGAUCCACAUUCCACGA
Molecule: messenger RNA, 1643 nt
Organism: Belonocnema kinseyi
Lineage: Eukaryota; Metazoa; Arthropoda; Insecta; Hymenoptera; Cynipidae
Product: putative methyltransferase C9orf114
Exons: 2
Coding region: 160-1308 (382 amino acids)
Source: RefSeq, a predicted model, not a curated record